AUGGACGCGUCAACAGGCGCAGGAGGUCCCUUGAAUCUGAAUUUGUCUGAAGAUGGGCUAUAUGCUGCUCAUAUGAGUGGCAAAGCACUGGUCGUCCACUCCAAAGCAGCGUCAGAGCACAAGGAAGUCCAGAUUGCAAGAAUCAAAGAGACGACGCUCAAGUUCCUCAAGUAUUCACGGCCACAGCUCAGCCCUAGUUCUAUAACAGAUGAUGAUUUAUCGCGGCGGCGUCUAAUAUCUGCCAACGAUACCCGAAUCUCAGUCUGGCAACUCAACCCACUGGAGAUAUUUGCCGAUAUCGAAAGUGUCGAACCGGGGGCAUUGUCUGUGGACUUUGGAGCUGAUGAGAAUGAAGUACUAGUCUUUCACUCUUGGAACACCAAGUUGAGCAUCUACUCACUGGAGACGGGCCGCAGUUUGGUGAUCAAAUCUCCAAAGCUUGCCAAUCAUCUUGGGUUUGGAUAUCGACCUGAAACGAAGCAGCUAGCCAUUCUCCUGAAGCCAGAAACUUCCGAUCUAUUGACUGUCCAUCAGUCCCGGUCUUACGAACUACUCAAUCGAACAGUGCUCUCAACAAUCGAUGCCCAGGGCCUGAAAUGGAGUCCCGACGGAAAGUGGAUUGCUGUUUGGGAUAUUGCUAGUGCAGGCACAAAGGUACUGGUCUUCACGGCCGACGGUCAACACUUCAGAACGUAUUCCGGGCCAUCUGGCGUGGACGACACCUUCGAUUUAGGCGUCAAACAGAUCGAAUGGGGCCCUACCAAUCUACAAACUGGCGUUUGUGAAUUACUGGCUGUUGGGAAAGUGAAUGGAAAUAUUGACUUGCUCCGAGCCCGCACCUUCUCUUCCGCUACGACCCUCUCACACAUCUUCCCACCUGACCAGCAAGCCCCCACGAUCUGGCGGGAAAGAUACAUCAACGCAGAUGGGGACGCCGAAUAUGCCGAGGCAACCAGCUCCUCUGCGCUCAGCAUGAGUCCCGAGUCGGCAGGGUCUCCACGCGGUGUCUUGACUAUGGCUUUUAGCCCUGAUGGACAUCUUCUGGCCACUGUCGAUACUAUGCGGCAAAAUGUCGUUUGGAUUUGGUCGCUUGAGGGUACUCCGAAGCUCGCGUCUGCCCUGGUUCACGAGCAACCUGUUCGACAGAUUCUCUGGCAUCCUUCCACGCCACAACUAUUGAUCAAUACCAUCACAAAUACCUUACCUGCCAUUCGCUGGUGGUCACCACAGGAUCAUCCCGUUAUUGCUCGAGUUCCCGUUAACCGUAGCGAGAGUGGGAAGUAUGACGUGAGAUGGGAAGGGUCGGAUGCCGAUUCAGCGUUUUGGUUCGGGUCCACGGAAGAGUAUGCCAUUGGUUACCUCUCCGCUGGAGACAACGGCGUUGAGUUUGAAUUGUUGAACUCGGUCAGUAGUAAGGCUGGUGGAUAUGGCGGGAGCUCGAGCCGAUAG
Messenger RNA from Penicillium nucicola, 1449 nucleotides. RefSeq names its product WD40 repeat domain-containing protein. Gene Ontology annotation, biological process: microtubule anchoring at mitotic spindle pole body; protein localization to mitotic spindle pole body; mitotic sister chromatid segregation. The coding region runs from base 1 to 1449 and encodes 482 amino acids. Gene Ontology annotation, cellular component: mitotic spindle; MWP complex; microtubule organizing center. The record is from RefSeq and is a predicted model, not a curated record. The transcript has 3 exons. Lineage: Eukaryota; Fungi; Ascomycota; Eurotiomycetes; Eurotiales; Aspergillaceae. Gene Ontology annotation, molecular function: protein binding.